This is a messenger RNA of Manihot esculenta (cassava), 2410 nucleotides long. RefSeq names its product protein SIEVE ELEMENT OCCLUSION B. The record is from RefSeq and is a predicted model, not a curated record. The coding region runs from base 37 to 2175 and encodes 712 amino acids. The transcript is spliced from 7 exons. NCBI's taxonomy places the organism in Eukaryota, Viridiplantae, Streptophyta, Magnoliopsida, Malpighiales, Euphorbiaceae. Gene Ontology annotation, biological process: phloem development.
CUUCUUCUCUGUCUCUGCUCUUGUUUAAGCCUAAAAAUGGCCAUGAUCAAGCAGACCCUACCCAGUUUGCAGGAACUGAUCAAAGGUGACAGGAUCAUGUUCUCAUCUUCUGAUGACACUGCAAUGACCAAUCAAAUUCAGGCAACUCAUUCUCCUGAUGGACGUGAGUUCGAUGUCAAACCUCUUCUUCAACUUGUUGAGGACAUAUUUACUCGAGCUGCCCCAACUAUUGAUGCCCUUGCCGUGCCGGCUACUCAUCAAGCACGUACAGCAGAUGCUCUGGAUGAGAAAACUUUCCAUGGCGGCUUCACUGUUACGCUUGAGUCGUUGGCGUCCGUUAUCGAUCGAGUUGCUAGUGAGAUAGCGUAUAAAUGCUCCGGUGUUGUGGAUGCACAUGCAACGACAAUGUCAAUACUGAACAUGCUAUCUAACUACUCGUGGGAAGCCAAGCUAGUGAUAACCUUGGCAGCUUUUGCGAUGAAUUAUGGAGAAUUUUGGCUGGUUGCUCAAAAUUGCACCUCAAACCAGCUUGCCAAAUCAGUGGCAAUCCUCAAACAAUUGCCUGACAUUUUAGAGCAUUCGAGCAUGCUUAAACCUCGUUUUGAUGCUGUGAAAAAUCUCAUCAAAGUCAUGCUUGAUAUUGCCAAGUGCAUUGUCGAGUUCAAGGAGCUUCCAGCUCAGUAUAUUUCAAUGGAUGUCACUGCUUUGUCUACUGCAAUAGCCCAUAUACCAAUCACUGUCUACUGGACAAUCAGAAGUGUCCUGGCCUGUGCAUCCCAGAUCACUGGUCUUAUUGGCAAGGGGCACGAGUACAUGGCAUCAACAACAGAGGCAUGGGAGUUAUCAAGUUUGGCUCACAAGCUCAGCAACAUGCAUAGUCACCUAACGAGUCAAUUGGGAACCUGCUAUAAGCAUAUUGAUGAAAAGAAACAGCUGGAAACUUACCAGAACCUUUUACAUUUGUUUGAAACGGCUCACAUUGACAACAUGAAAGUUCUCAAGGCAUUGAUUUAUGCAAAGGAUGAUCUGCUGCCGCUUGUUGAAGGAACCACCAAGAGGAGGGUUAACAUUGAGGUCCUGCGGAGAAAAAACGUGCUGCUACUCCUUUCAGAUCUUGACAUCUUGCAAGAAGAGAUUUCCAUUCUUGAACAGAUAUACAAUGAGUCGCGGCUCCAUCCCACAAAGCAGGAAAGUCAGUAUGAGAUCGUGUGGCUCCCAAUUCUUGACCCAACUAGUCUGGGAAAUAAUGAGAACAUGCAAAAGAAAUUCGAAAGUCUGCAGGCUGGUAUGACUUGGUACUCAGUAUACCGCCCUUCCUUGAUCGAGCGUGCAGUGGUCAAGUUCGUUAAACAAGAGUGGCAUUUCGGGAAGAAGCCUAUUCUUGUGGUGCUAGAUCCACAAGGGCGGGUUGCCUGCCCAAAUGCACUCCAUAUGAUGUGGAUUUGGGGCAGCCUGGCCUUCCCUUUCACCACUAUGAGGGAAGAAGCUCUCUGGAGGGAAGAGAGUUGGAGACUUGAGCUCUUGGUGGAUGGCAUUGAUCCGAUCAUCCUCAACUGGAUGACAGAAGGAAGAUACAUAUGCUUAUAUGGAGGAGAGGACAUGGAUUGGAUUCGGAAAUUUACCAACACUGCACGAGCAGUGGCACAAGCUGCAGGUAUCCCUCUAGGGAUGGUUUAUGUAGGAAAGAGCAACCCAAAGGAUCGAGUACGGAAGAACAUUGCGAACAUUAUCAUUGAGAAACUCAGCCAUUACUGGCAAGACCCAACUUCAAUCUGGUAUUUCUGGGUUAGGAUAGAGAGCAUGUGGCGCUCCAAGAAUCAACUAGGAAAAACCCCAGAAAACGAUCCCAUAAUGAAGGAGAUCAUGACAAUGCUGAGCUUCGAUAGCAGCCAUGGUGGAUGGGCUCUGUUCACUAGAGGUUCAGAUGAGAUGGUGAAAGCCAAGGGAUCUCCAUUUUUAACCUGCCUGUCGAAUUUCAGUAGCUGGAAAGAUGAGAUUGAGAAAAAGGGUUUCAUGCCAACACUUAGAGAUCAACUUAAAGAUCUUCACACUGAACAUCACUGCAACAGGCUGGUGCUCCCUGGUGCUGCAGGGAUGAUUCCAGAAAGGAUAAUAUGCUCAGAUUGUGGCCGCACCAUGGAGAGGUUUAUUAUGUAUCAGUGCUGCGAUGAAUAAACAGUGAUGAAGGUGAUGAGAGGCUACCAAUUAUACUAUACAAAUCGACAUGGUGAAUGAAUAAGCAGUGGCAUACACCAUUGAGAAAAUGUUCACUAUGUAAUUGUUGCAUUUUCCUUUCUUUUUUUUUUUUGGUUUCCAUUUCACUGUGAUAUGUUGUGUUAUUUUGGAAUUCAUAUUAAUAUUAUUCCAAUAUUUAGGAGAAUUUACCUAUUUGUAUGAAGCUUGGUAAAAA